UAUAGUGUUAACAGAUUCACAUAAAUCCCUUUCUCUUUCUCUCUCUCUCUGUUGCCUGCUGUGUGUUGCAGAAAAGAUACAAAAAGGUGCGCAUUUGUUCAUGUGGGGGUUCUAUACCCUUUGGAUGAAGGAGUUAGAUCGGUUUCCUACGUGCGUUUGGUUAUAUCCGAGGCAUAGCUAGUACAGAAGGCAGAGGCUCAAGUGGAACAUACUUGUUUGUGGUGGCCUGGUUUCUGCAAGGUCUGAUGCUCCGGUGAAGCUUCUGGGAAGAGAAGGUGCAAAUAAGCAUGGAUUGCUUAACCUUCACAAAACUAGAAGGAUGAAGGAUCUUCUCUGUGGGGAAUAAGCUGCCAGUAGUCUUUAAAUGUGUAAAUUAAGUGUUGACAUUCUCUGUAGAAAUCAUAACAAUUCUUGAUCAUAUGGAUGAGGAAAUGUCCGAGUCUUCAGCAUCACUUGAGGAAUCAAAUCAGGUCAGUAGUCCUGGAAAUGAACGUAAAGAAGGGAGGAUGAGAAGAGAACUUGAUGAUUCAGAUGAUGAUGGAACUCAGGUUGUAAAGCAGCAGCGAAUGAAAGGGCUUAAGGACUUGGGAAUUGGGGAUUCCUCAUUAUCCAAGAGAAAGAGAUCUCAAACAGCCCACGUUCACGAGUUCUUGAAAAGGAAAAACCGUUGUCGUCCUUUGACAAAGGUUUUGAAGAGCAAAACAAAAGUGGUUAUAAGUGAGCAGCCGAUUGCUAACCGUUCAUGUGGGUCCCCCCUUCCUGAGCCCAUUGAAAAUGGAACUUCACAGGACAAGCACACUGAAGGUCUUGUGCCCAUUCUUGUAUCUCCAAAGCCUCAGGAUAUUGCUGAUGGACAAUCCAGCCAAAGUAUUCAAGAUAUAACAAAGUCCUCAGGAAACAAGGAAUCUGUGGAGUCUGAUUCUACUAGUUCAGCGGUUGUUGAUAUUAACGAUAUAAGUCGUAGAUUUGUUGAAGGUAUUUCUCGGUGGAAAUCAAAAGGUAAGAGGAACUCAAGACAUAUGAGCAAACAUAAAGUAACUGCAGGCAGUGCUAUUCAAAUGGACAGUCUCCUUGGUUGGAAUUGGCCUGAUUUGCUGCCCUCUGAGAGAUGGCUUCCUUACAGGCAAUCAUGUUACACAAUGAACCCAAUUUAUCAUAUUCCUAUUCGAGGUUAUGAUCCCAGCUCUUCCUUGUUUGAUGUCCAUUUGAAAGUGAAAGCUAGUUAUCGUCCCCCUCAUGUGCCUUACAUUUCCCUUAUGAGUAAGUUGAAUGGCCGAGCCAUUAUAGGUCAUCCUAUCACUGCUGAGGUUUUGGAUGAAUCGGUUUGUGAUCGUUUGGUGGGAGGAGCAAGUGAAAGCAAACAUCACAUGUUGAAAGACGAUAUGCACAAUAAUAUAGCUGAUUUGAAAGAUUCCCCCGCUGGUCUUAAAGCUAAGACAAAUCAAGGUAGUGGUAAGAAUCUCAAACAGAGCAAAUCGCCAAAUACUAGGAAAAACGGCCUGUCCUCGAAAAAAAUAAGGAAGCUCUCUUCACUUACAGGUUCCCAAAAACAAAGCCAUAAUGAGAAGAAUUUGUUGGUAGAGAAGGUCAAGGGCCCUGUUAUAGCUUGUGUGCCGUUGAAAGUGGUAUUUAGUAGGAUAAACGCAUCAUUCAACAGCUCAAUGCGGUUUAUGGCAGCAUCGAGUAGUAGUAAUCCCUGAAAACCGCUUAUUGUCAGGAAAUGCACAUCCUCUUUCUUCUUUAGACGGGGUAUAAUAUGAUUCUUCAAUUUCAGCAGCAGCAGAGUAGUAGUUUAGAAGCAUUAAAGGGAAUGAUGGGUCCUUCUGGUCUGUACAAUAGCAUUCUGGCCCUAGGAAUAUAGAGAAGAGAAGAUGUGAUGCUAGUCUGCUAUGUAUAUAAAAUGUAGCAUUGGUAGAUGGAAGUGAAGAUAUGGACUGGCUUUUAGUGUUGUUGGUGUUAAUUAUGGGAAAUGGGACAGUAUUUUACUAAAGAGGCUAAUAAUUGGAUUGGAUAUGGUUUGACAAAAUCCUGCACUUUGGAGAUAUGUCUAGACCUUUCAGCAAAAAUAUAUAGGGAGGAUGAUCAUGGGUGUACAACAUCACAGUUUCUCGUGGUAAUUAUUUGUUUGUUGGAACUAUAUUCUUUUAUUUUUACUUUUUUCUAGACGUGAAAUAAUGAUAGUGCAGGCAGGCAGUUGUGAAGUUAUUAAACUUUGUUGUGGAAAUUAUUGAAAUUACUUUUUU
Impatiens glandulifera is the source of this 2243-nucleotide messenger RNA. RefSeq lists its product as uncharacterized. The record is from RefSeq and is a predicted model, not a curated record. NCBI's taxonomy places the organism in Eukaryota, Viridiplantae, Streptophyta, Magnoliopsida, Ericales, Balsaminaceae. The coding region runs from base 420 to 1700 and encodes 426 amino acids. The transcript has 4 exons.